Diospyros lotus (date-plum) is the source of this 1582-nucleotide messenger RNA. RefSeq lists its product as uncharacterized. Lineage: Eukaryota; Viridiplantae; Streptophyta; Magnoliopsida; Ericales; Ebenaceae. The record is from RefSeq and is a predicted model, not a curated record. Bases 465 to 1283 code for a protein of 272 amino acids. The transcript has 6 exons.
AGAAACCCCUGCCCACUGCCCAAACCCUAUUCAACCCUUCUCUCUCUCUCUCUCUCUCUCUCUCUCUCUCUCUCUCUCCAGGCGGUAGGCACUUGUUGGCAACCAUAAUCACAUCCAACUACAUUUACAAACUUAUGGGCAUUUUCGAAUUCCAGCGAUGGAGGACUGAUAUCAGAUUCCGAGAGCAGUUUUCGGUGGAAGCGGUGGAGCUGUAGGUCGGUGCUUUUACGUGGUGAUAGAGAUGCGGUUUACUGCAAGACGGUUUCUUCGUUUCGCUUCUGCAAAUUCCGGCGAUCACUUUUCCAACCGUAGUUUACGAGUUGGGAUGUUUGACAGUGUAUGCUGGGAUAUCUAGUCUCGAGUCAGGUUCAAACAUUUGUUGGACUCGACGGUCAUAUGCUGCUGCUUCUGAUUCAAAAGUUCAAAAAGUUCAGAGAAGGCUGUCAAAAGAUGAGCGGCAAGCUAUGGUGGAGUUAUUCGUUAAGAAGUACAGGGCAAUGAAUGCAGGAAAGUUUCCCACUGCUUCAAAUGCUAUGAAACAAGUGGGUGGAUCUUACUAUAUUGUCAGAAAGAUCCUCCAGGAGCUAGAGUACAAAUCUAAAUUAUCUCCUACUGACCCAGGGAAUAAAAAUGUCUUCAAGAAGGAAGAAGCUCAAGUGAAUGAAGCGUCAAUUGAUGGUGAAGAGGUCUCUAGCAGUCAAUUGAAAAUGGAUGUAGGAACUCACAAAGAUGCUCAAUCUGUAGCAGGCAUUGAUGUGGAUAUUGAUGCUACCAGUCUCAAUAAUGUUGGAGCUGGGGAAGGACAAGAAACUUCAAAUUUGUUUAAGACAUUGUUAACAGAUGAUUCAAAACCAAAGACAACUUUGAUGGACAAGAAACAAUCUAUGAGGCGUGCUCACUUCCUGUUAUCAUUUGAAUACAAAAAGUUACAGCAGUUGUUGCACCAAGACAUUUCUAUGAAGGAUGACUGUUCUAAUUAUCUUGGAAGACAAACUAAUAUAUCAAAGCAGAAAGUUGAGGUAGUUUUCCAUCAGCAUCUUGAGAGAUUAGAGCAUGAUGUGGAAGAGGAGUCACCUUCUGAAGUACAUUUGGACAGCCCAGAAUCCAAGGACAGCCCAGAAUCCAAGCACAAGCGGCAUCAACAGUCUCCUCAACUAGAUAAAUUCCUGUUAGAUAUGUCCGAGAAGCAGAAAAAUAAGCAGGAGCUUACCGAGAAAUCGUCUGUGUGGGGAAAUCUCAAGUCCCUUGCUGAUAGCAUUAUCAACAUGUGGAGAAGACUGUAAAUUCGGCUGAAAGAACGAAACCUUAUUGGCUGUUGAGAUGUUUAGCUUACAGGUUUCAUGUCCGCUGCUUUGGGGUCCUUCACCUAGUUUUUUGGUCUGAGCUGCAUUGAUGCCACAAUCCACCACGUGUAAAAUAUUGCCAUUUAAUUUACAGGGAAAAAAUAUUGCCAUUUAAACGUCUUCUAUGAGGGUUCCGUUGCCAUUUUGAAAAUGGAAGGGUCAACCUAGCCCUCGGACCAUACUUCAGAGACGAAGUUAACAACUUUGAACGUUGAAAAAUUGCUUCUCCUUUGGCUUUC